Planococcus citri (citrus mealybug) is the source of this 1323-nucleotide messenger RNA. It is a transcript of the gene CycJ, whose product is annotated as Cyclin J. The record is from RefSeq and is a predicted model, not a curated record. The coding region runs from base 258 to 1115 and encodes 285 amino acids. Gene Ontology annotation, biological process: regulation of cyclin-dependent protein serine/threonine kinase activity; mitotic cell cycle phase transition. Lineage: Eukaryota; Metazoa; Arthropoda; Insecta; Hemiptera; Pseudococcidae. Gene Ontology annotation, cellular component: nucleus; cyclin-dependent protein kinase holoenzyme complex; cytoplasm. The transcript has 5 exons. Gene Ontology annotation, molecular function: cyclin-dependent protein serine/threonine kinase regulator activity.
AAGUUGAUUCUUCAAAGGUCGCCAUUUCCGCGUUCAGCAUGUUUUUUCUUGCUAUUUUUCACAGAAAUAACAACACCGCUUCGAUUUGAUUUUUAUCAUAAAUAGUUGUAAUUUGCUGCAAAUGUUGUGAUUCAUUUCGUUGAUGUUUUAGUCUCUCGAAUAAUUCAUCAUUUCUCAUUGAAAAAAGUGCGUUUUGCAAGCUAAAUAUUCGAUUCGCGACAUAAUUUUCUCAUUUCUGUUGUACACAAACGGUGUAAAUGUGCUCUGAUAAAACCAUGAAAAUAAGCGAUGCGUCUUCGAGUUGGACAGUUUCUAUCUACAAAAAUGAUAUUUACGAACAUUUAAAAAUACUAGAGCAACAAAGAUUGCCAUAUCAACGUCGAUCUCCUCAGUUACAAUAUCGUUGCGGUUUAGUUAUUUAUUUGAAAGAAUUGAUUGAUAAAGUAUCCUUCUGCAGAGUUACAUUACAUUUAGCUGUAUUUCUUUUGGAUUUUUUCAUGGAUUCUCAUUCUGUGAAACCUGAAAAAUUAACGCUCAUUGCGUUCACUUGUUUGGUAUUAGCCGGAAAAUUCGAAGAACAUGAAAGGAAAGUACCUACAAUCUGCGAUAUGAACGAAUACUUGAAUUCUGAUUACAUUCAGAAGGAUAUAAUAUACUUGGAACAUAAGAUUUUGAAGUAUUUCAAUUGGAAAUUGAACAUGCCGACUGCUGUGCAUUUUGCCGAAUAUUUCCUUAAUUUCGCCUUGAUUCCUAAUGAUUUUUUAUGCAAGAACUGCUCAAGAUUUAAUCACUACAACAUCAUGAAACAUUGCUUAGAUUCUUUUGUUGAUCGAUCUUUAGAAGAUGAUUUAUUGAUUAGUUAUCCACCAUCGUUUGUGGCUGCGAGUUGUUUGUUGGCGGUAAGAAUUACCAUGAACUUAGAUCCCGUAUGGCCCGAUCAACUGGAAGAAGUUACUACAUACUCGGAAUCCGAUUUGAAAAUUUGUUCUGCCAGAAUCCUCGGCUGUAGGGAGGAAUGCCAAAAAAAGAGGAAGAGAAAACUCGAGCUGUCUCCAGAUCAAGGGUAUGAAACUGAAAAAGGAUGUUGUGUUACCCCGAAGGCUAAGAAAGAGUAAAACCUUCGCUUUAGCUGUGAAUAAUUUAGUUAAUUUUACGAUUAUUUAUAUUUUUGUACAAAGAAUGUUUUAGUACAUUUUUACUUAUUUAUUUAUUAUCUAGGUAUAGGCAUUAUUUCCGCUAGGAUAUUUUUUGGCGUCACGUUGAGGAACGUUUUGUUUUUGUUUUCCUAUUUUCUUGUGAAGAAAUUAAAUUUUUGAAUGUUGA